ACAAAUUGAUCAAAUCACGCAUGGCUUGCCGCGUCUAUCAAAAGUAGGUCACACAAUUUGCGCGGUAUUUCCGUUCUCGUAAACAAUAGGCCUGUCAAACACUAAGGCCUAUAAGCUCUGAAACAUGGCGUUCGUUUUAAAGCAUUUAAAGGAUUUGCUAAGCAUCCCAGAUGACACCAUUAUGCAGCUUACUUUGCCAGCAACUUUGCUGAUGUUUGCAGCUUCUGUGCCAUGGGGAAGAAAAACUCUUAUGAACAUCACGUCGUUUUUAUUUGCUAUCAAAGGAUUCGGUGUAUUGGUGUAUCCAGAAGCCGUAAAAUUCUGGUUCAACAAAGGCAGUCCAGAUGGCUUACACUUGCAGGAGAUGCGCGACAUUGGGAUUAUCAUGAUGGCGAUUGCAUUGACCCAUUAUUUGACCCGGGAAAGUAAUGACAAAGCAACAGAAAUCAACUUGCUGUGGUCCCGGACAGUGUUCUUUGGGGCAGUUUUCCUCCUGUGUGUUGUCCAGCUAAUAAAUUAUAAUGAAAAGGAAGCACAGACCUCUCUUUAUAUGAAGAAGCUUUCUGUAUUGAAUACUGGAUUGUACUUUGGAGCAUUCCUCAUCUACUCCCUGCGUGAGGAGGACUGGGGAGGAAGUAUUGAACAGUCAGCUUCCAAUACCACCCUGCAUCUCAAAAUUGACUUUGUCAUGUUCUUUCUACAUGGUAUAAUUGCCUUCUGUUUCCCAGGAACAAUUGCCACAUUCCAGACCAAACUGCCUGCUUUAGACUCCAUGCAUGACUUCUCUGCUCGAGUUAUGGGAGCAGGUUUUCUGGCCUUAGGAAUAACAUCAGGAAGAGCUAACAACUGCCACAGUGAGAGAGACAAACAAUCAAUUCUUCUCAGCCAUGGCCUGGCCAAUGGAUUGUUUUUCCUGACCAUGUUACUCUGCCAGGUGUUUUCCACCAUGUUCUCUCAGUGGCACAUCUACGGAAUGGCUGUGGUCUUUCUGGUGGCCGUCAAUGAUUUUGUAGGAUCCGAUGCAUAUGCCAAAAUACAGGACCUCAAAAGAAGAUUUGGAUCUACAAAGGAAGACUAAACUAGUCGUUCCUGAUCUACAAAAGGAGAGCCAUCUAGAAAACUACGUAAACAUUUGCAAUCUUUACAUACAUUAUUUGGUUGGUUUAAGAAGGUAUAAUGCACCAAUCAAAAUGUGUAAUAAUGUGGUGUUGGAAAUGUAUGAUGUAGCAAGAAAUUACAAUAUUAAAAAAAAAGAAAUUAAACACGCAGUCUUUAGCUUGCCAGCUUAAUGCCUUACAAGAUGGGUGAAGAAUUCUAAAUGUGAUUUUAUUUUUGCAUCAAUGGCUUACCUCCAAUUGAAAUAUUAUCAGUGUGAUAUCUCCCUCCUCAUCAAAAGUAUCGUGUUCCCCAAAAUCAAUUUUUGUACCAAUUUAAAAUGACGAGAUUAUUUUUUUGGAGAGACAUUUUGAAGUACUUUGUUGCUUUGUCUGUUAUAAUCUGAAUGUCAAAUCACCACACAAGUAUAAAAAAUGUAUAUUAUAUUUAUCAAUGUCAAACAAUCAAUGCAAUUAUCAUUUGCUUCACAAGAAAUCAUUUUUAUGUGAAGGGGGGGGGGGGGCCAUCAGAUUUCAUAACAAUGUAAGAAAUACUUUCAUACCCGCAGGUACAAAUGUACCUGUAGUCUUUAGAGAAUAUUGUAGGAGUGUUUUAAUGAUUGUUUUUGGAUUAGCUUCACAUUAUGUUAGUGUACACAUAGUAACACAAGUUGAUAGAAUGAAUUUUUAAUGCAAUAUAUAUUGGCAUUAUGUUAAGAAUUAAGUAUUAGAAAGGCUUUAUUGUCACUAGAGAACAUUGAUAUCUGCACUUCACAUUGUAUACCCCAGUAAUAUUGUUGGUGUGUUUUGAAUUCUAGAACCAGAGAUAAAACUUGAUAGUUUCAUACUUAUAACUUAUUACAAACUUACGAGUGAUACAAAGGCAGAUCUCCAAAAGUUCAGAGAGAAGAGUUCAGAUUUAUUGAUAUUGGAUAUUGUGUUAUACAUGUAAAUCUUAAUCAUGUAAUUCUGUGUCCAUUUAUUUAUGUAGUCAUCAUCAGAAAACAAAGUGUGAUUUAUGUUGAAAUGUAUUCCAUUGUGUUGGUCAGUGUAUCCUGUAUGUUGUGUGUAAAUUAAUAACCUGGUUAGAAUUUGAUGGGCAGGAUGUCACAAUGCGUUUUAUGGAAAAACCUCCAAGAGUCUUAAAAUGUCGCAUUAAUGUUAAUUGUUUGUGAUGCAAUGUUUUUCCAUUUUUUGUUUUACAGCAGUGUAUCUUUAGCUUUUACUGUUGAAGUAAAAACUCUAUGCAAGGAGUCAGCAAGAUGUAUAAAUUACAUUUCGCAGGCACUGGUUCAUCAGAUAUAGAAAAAAUAUUCUGUAUUUUCUCUCAGAUCACAAAUUGUGUUUUUCUUUGUUAAAACUGCCAUCACAAUCUGAACUAGAAUUCCAUGAUAUUUUACUCUUCCAUAAAGCCAUUUCAAGUCAGCUUUUUUAUCAAAGUUUGUCAGAUAGAUAUUUAAUGGUUGAAAGUACAUUGGUUGUCAAUGGUUGACUGUCUAUACAUCCAAUUUUUAAAAGAAAUAUUCACAUGAAUCAAACUCAAAAUGUUCAUGAGAGAUUGGUACAUAAAUAUAUAGUGUGUGACUUUUAAAGUCUUGCUAGGUACAAGUGCCCUGUGGGUGUGACUGAUCAACAAGGGACGUUUACUCCUCCACAAACACCUGAUCUCACUUCUGGUGUGUCCUGGGGUACGUUUUUGCCCUGAUCUUUACAGGAUUUUUGAGAUCAUUCACUGUUCAUUAUGUUCACCUUUUUCAUCUAGGAAAUCUCAAUAUUUUCAAGAGAUCAAGACUAUAUAAUGUAUUAAAUGCAAUUUCUUCCCAGCCCUGGUUCCACAGGACAAGAUUGGGGUCAGCAUUAAACAGGAAUAUUUACAAAACUAUAAUAAAAUCCAUCUCUGAACGAUUGUGAAGUUACUGAAGCAUCUUCCCAAAUUCAAGUUGGUCCAGUCUUAUGGGAUCUGCAGUUUUGUGCUAGGGGUCUAAAGCUGAAGACAACUUUGGUGAGCAUUGUUGUGGUCUUGUAAAAUUCAUAACAUGAUCAAGAGUACACAGAGAUAUGCAUGCAUGUUGUUUAGUUGUAUACAUCUUUUGCUUCAUAUUUGAUCUCCACUGGGCAGCAAUGUUAACUGUAGUCGAUGUUAAAUAAAGCUUUAUUUUCUGAA
Molecule: messenger RNA, 3258 nt
Organism: Ostrea edulis (European flat oyster)
Lineage: Eukaryota; Metazoa; Mollusca; Bivalvia; Ostreida; Ostreidae
Exons: 6
Coding region: 125-1078 (317 amino acids)
Source: RefSeq, a predicted model, not a curated record